This is a messenger RNA of Symbiodinium natans, 1134 nucleotides long. The record is from the annotation of a GenBank genome assembly. NCBI's taxonomy places the organism in Eukaryota, Dinophyceae, Suessiales, Symbiodiniaceae.
AUGGCACCACAUGGCAUCGAGUUCCCCAGCAUUGAGAGGCUUAUGGAGAAGGACUCAAAGAAGUCCGCAAGGAUCGAAUUUCUGGGGUCUCCAUCGACAGCCUUCACAUCAUCGGCCAAGGUAGUUGUGAGUUUUCCUGGUGUACAUGGCUACGCAUGGACGGUCUUGACGCAUCUUGCAGCACAAGGAACGGAACAAGUGCUCUCUUCUUGUGUUUUUUUGCCCGACCAUAGGGCUGUGGGCUAUGGCACACAUAUCCUCGAUGCGAAGGGUUUUUUCGGAGCAUGCCAUUGCAACCACCUCUACCCAGGUAAGCCGCCAAUAAGGGAUGGCUGCUUUUGGUACAUCCUUUGGAUGGAGAGAACACUGCAGGCCGCCCGGCAGGAUUGCGAACUCAUUGUUGUAACUAUGGAAGAUGGUGAUCUUGGGAAUUCACAAAAGGCAGAGGUACGGUUUUUGCAAGAUUCCAAACUGAAGUUUCAGAAAGUUACCAUCCGCGAAUUUGCAGACAUGGUUCUUGACAAGAGCUCUGGCACUGCAUGCCCAGUUGCACAAACUGCGGGAUGUGAGAUCGAUUUGUCCCGGAUUGAUUUCCAGCGCAUGGGAGUACUUGCUCCUGUUGAAGAAGUGGAAUUUUUGGGUUCUUCAUCAGAGGCUUUCAUGCGCUCAUCGAAGGUCGUGGUGAGCUUCCCUGGUCGAUAUGGCUAUGCGAAGGCAGUGUUGACGCGUCUGGCUGCAAGGAAGAACAGCUCCUUACUCACAAUUUGUGUUUUCAUCGCACAAGAGAUGGAUCUGGGUUAUGGCAAGCACAUCCUGGAAUCAGAAACCCUGUCCGAGGGGCGUGUUUGUGGACACUGCUAUUGUCAGAAGCUUUAUGGCAAAGUACAGCCUUGGGGAUGUUUCUGGUUUGCUUGGUGGAAGGAGCGACUUGCGCAGGCUACAAAAGUUGGUGCUGGACUGAUCGUGGUGUCCGGAGAAGACGGCUCCCUUGGGGACUCACAGCAGGGUGAAGUCGAGUUUCUGAGGAGCUCCAACUAUGGCUUUCGGCUCCUUUCCAUCAGCGAGUUCGCGAACUUCGUGCGAGAUUGUGAGAGUCUGGAGCAAUAUGGCCCUUCUUCAUGCCUCUGCUCUUAA